This is a messenger RNA of Tachyglossus aculeatus (Australian echidna), 3584 nucleotides long. RefSeq names its product serine protease 23 (gene PRSS23). NCBI's taxonomy places the organism in Eukaryota, Metazoa, Chordata, Mammalia, Monotremata, Tachyglossidae. Gene Ontology annotation, molecular function: serine-type endopeptidase activity. Gene Ontology annotation, biological process: proteolysis. The transcript has 2 exons. The record is from RefSeq and is a predicted model, not a curated record. The coding region runs from base 57 to 1187 and encodes 376 amino acids.
CCCCGGACCCCCGGACCUCCAACCCCGGACCCGAGCGGGGACGGCCAGAGCUCAUCAUGGCGGACGUGCCAGCCCUCCUCCUCCUCCUCCUGUCCCUCUGUGCCACGUCGGGGGGGAAUCCCCACGGCGCCCACUGGAAGCCCACGUGGCCGGCCUACCGCCUACCAGUCGUCUUACCCCGGGCCACCCUCGACUUGGCCCAGCCGGACUUCGAGGCCGAAGCCAGGCUGGAGGUAGCGUCGCCCUGCGGGCCCCAGUGCCACAAACGCGCCCCGCUGCCCACCUACGAAGAGGCCAAGGGCUACCUGUCGUAUGAGACGCUGUAUGCCAACGGCAGCCGCACGGAGACCGAGGUGGGCAUCUACGUGGUGAGCGGCGGAGACGGCGGCGGAGGGGAGGCCCGGCCCCGGGCCAAGCGGCAGAUCUACGGCUACGACAGUCGGUUCAGCAUCUUCGGCAAGGACUUCCUGCUCAACUACCCCUUCUCGACAUCGGUCAAGCUGUCCACGGGCUGCACGGGCACCCUGGUGUCCGAGAAGCACGUCCUCACGGCGGCCCACUGCGUCCACGACGGGAAGAGCUACGUCAAGGGGGCCCGGAAGCUGAGGGUCGGCUUCCUGCGCUCCAAGCUGAAGGACGGCAGCCAGGGAGCCAACGUCUCGCUCUCGGCCAUCCCCGAGCGGGCCAAGUUCCAGUGGAUCCGGGUGAAAAGGACGCACGUCCCCAAGGGCUGGAUCCAAGGCAACGCCAACGACAUCGGGAUGGAUUACGACUACGCCCUGCUCGAGCUCAAGAAGCCCCACAAGAGGAAAUUCAUGAAGAUCGGGGUGAGCCCCCCCGCCCGCCGGCUCCCGGGAGGCAGGAUCCACUUCUCCGGCUACGACAACGACCGGCCGGGGAACCUGGUGUAUCGCUUCUGCGACGUCCAGGAUGAAACCUACGACCUCCUGUACCAACGGUGCGACGCCCAGCCCGGGGCCAGCGGGUCGGGGGUUUACGUCCGGAUGUGGAAGAGUCGGCAGCACCAGUGGGAGCGGAAGAUCAUCGGGAUCUUUUCGGGACACCAGUGGGUGGAUGUGAGCGGGUCUCCGCAGGAUUUCAACGUGGCCGUCCGCAUCACCCCGCUCAAAUACGCCCAGAUCUGUUUUUGGAUUAAAGGAAACUAUCUGGAUUGCAGGGAGGGGUGAACGCAGAGGGUUUCCCCCGCCACGCACCGUAGCAGCACUUAACGGCCUUCACUUCAGAUUCCAGGGGAAGCCCGACAUUAGUCGGGCGGUUGUGUGACUUUUUGCGGCGUGUGUUUGAACGUGUGUGUCUGAGCGGGUGGUGUUGUCUGGGUCUCUCCCGGGGUUGCCCCAGGAUCUUGGAGGAGCAGGCUGACGGCAACCCGCUCCGCGGUUAGCGUCGUGCCUUCUUACGUCCCUCGCUCGUCUCUCUAAUAACUAUUAUGGACCUCUUGUCCACGUGUGUGCACGUGUGCAAUGUGUGUGUGAGUGUGUGCCUGCAGCGCGUUUUAUAAUCAUUUUAAUUUCUAAAAUUGCAAGAUGGCCCGUUUCAUCAUCUGGAAAAAGACCGUAUCACAUCAUCUGAGCACCGGGAUCGGAAGCCGAGGCGGGCUAAGUCUGCCGCGCUGAAUCCGGAAAUCGCAUCUGGCAGACCUCGAGGGGAAGUUUUUCUUUCCGAUGGCAUCGAUGAUUCUGAGUUUCCAGGUGGCCUGUGGGCAAACACUACCCCUUCCAAAGCACCACUACCAAUGGGCUUGGACUCCACAAGCUCCAGGCCCUACCAAUGUGCUGGACUACCUUUAAAACUCCCUCCCGGCCUGGAGAGGUUAAUUCUCAGCCUGUGACUGGUGCUUGAUUAUUUUUUUUCCCCAAACACUCUGUCGGUUGCCCUUUCCCACACACACUCUGCCUCCUCCAGGAGGAUUCUAGGAGUCAGGUGGGACAACACGGGAGGAGAAACCUGAGUUCUGCCCUUAUUUUUUACAACUUAGAGGACACGUAGCCAACCCCGUUAAUAUGCUGACUCUCCAUAUCACUUUCUACCGGGAACAGAAACAUUCUUAUGAAGCCACCGAGACUGGCCUUCAUGGCCUUUUCGAGGUGUGUUCCUGAGUACCAAGAAAAAAUGCUCUAAACUUUGGGGGCGGGAGGUGCAAGUUGGUCUCAUGAUUCUUUAUUUUUCCUCCUCUUACAUUUUGACCGACGUUUUGGUGUACACCCGAUGGUUAAAAGUUUCUUCCCUCCAGCAUUCCCAACUCUUUUGGUGGCCGCCUACACUUCAUCCAUUUUCCUCUCACUAGCUUCAGAAGCCAGAGAUCAGGAUAUAGUGGCACUAUUUUGGUCCCAGGCUUGUCUAGAGGAAUGACAAGUCAAAUGUGUUGUAAACAAUAUUUGUGUCCACCCAAAUUUAGAAUCUCUAUGUCUGGAGACAAGUAUCUGAUUUUUCUUAGCAUUUAGAAUGGUUGCUUUCCCCAAGUCCACUGCCCAGUGUUCUUGGAAAGUUCUCAGAAAAAAAAAAUCACUGCCAGUGGUUUUUGCUGGCUUUAAAUCACACCAAGAAAGGCAAAGCCACACAUGCAUUUAACCCCAGUGAGGUAGGAUAAGCCACACAUGAGUCUACCCUGAGAGUGAAUUGGCCAGACACCAUUCCCAGCCUAUAGAAUUCCAGGAUUUUUCCCCGGCAGCAGUCUAAGCUUUGCUGGAAUCCCCUUGCCACGCUGUUGAACACAGGUGUCUGUGUCAGAGCGGGAAAGUAAAAUGAUGGAGGGGUGUAGCCUACAAAAUGUGGAAUAAGUUUCUGUCUCUUUUGUAUCCAGGGCUGCGGAACCGGGGCUCGCUCAAUCAUUCAUUCAACCGUAUUUAUUGAGCGCUUACUGUGUGCAGAGCAUAUUGUUCAUAACGGGUGCCUUCUUCAGCCCUGAAGCAUAGAGUCAUGUCAGGUUGGAAGAUUUUGAAUAUCAGACGGACAGACUGAUCAUUGGAGUGGAAGGGGCACACUGACGUGGUUGUACUGUUGAACCAAAAUGUAACAGCUGCUGCCUCGCCUGGGCUGUAGGAAAAAAAAUAAAAUGCUUCACUGAAUCAGUUCCCAUUUCUUGUCUUGCCCUACUGAUUUUGGUUGUUUUGGGGUUUUUUUUUUUGUAACUGUGGAAAAAUAAAUCUGAUUGUACCUGAAAAUCAGAAAAGCCCUCUGCUCUAGUUCUGGAAGAUUCCUUUGGCCUUGGCCAAGAGUGGCCCAAGGCCUGCUUCCAGGUGCAGUGUUUUUAAAUUUUUUAGAAAGUUAAAUUAACGGGAGGCAUUGGAGGUGAGUGAUGGCCACUGGGCAGGUGAGAACUUUUACAAACGCGAAUCAUCCCGGUGUGUCACGGGAGUUUGGUGACUUGUUUCAUACUUACCUGUCACUGGUUGUCAACACGAGCACUUCUUCUUGAAUGUAUCCCGGAGGGAAAAGAAAAUGGUAGCAUCGAAUGCAAGCAGACAAUGGACAUUUCCCAUACUUGCACCUUGGGUUGAACUGUCAACCGAUUUUUAUUGUUACUUGUUCGUGAGGACAUUCAAAUACAGCACUGUUGCAUUAAG